Molecule: messenger RNA, 1679 nt
Organism: Stegastes partitus (bicolor damselfish)
Lineage: Eukaryota; Metazoa; Chordata; Actinopteri; Pomacentridae
Gene: rrp36
Product: ribosomal RNA processing 36
Exons: 8
Coding region: 44-1048 (334 amino acids)
Biological process (GO): maturation of SSU-rRNA from tricistronic rRNA transcript (SSU-rRNA, 5.8S rRNA, LSU-rRNA)
Cellular component (GO): 90S preribosome; nucleolus
Source: RefSeq, a predicted model, not a curated record
CCGGACUGUAGCGAGGCUCUACGGCAGCACCACACAAACCAAGAUGAAGGGGAAAGAGAAGCAGCAGCGGCGGCAGCCAGCGGUCACACAGAAGAAAAAUAUGGCAAGCAGCAGCAACGAUGAAGACUCUGAUGUGGAGAAGAACUUCGCCCUGGUCACUGAGAGAGGAGGAAGGCCUGAGGAGGAGGAGGAGGAGGAGGAGGAGCACCUUGGAGGGGAGGAGGGGUCUGAUGAUGAUGAUGGUGAUGAUGGAGAGGAAGACGAGGGUGGGUCAGAUAGCGGGGAUGAGGAGGAGGAGGUGGAGGAGGAGGAGGAGGAGGAUGAGGAGGAGGAUGAAGACCCUGAGGAUGCUGGUGGUAGCAGUGAAAUCCAGACCAAAGACGACAUCAGGAAAGAACUGUCCAGCAUGUCCUUUGAGGACAUCAUGGCGCUGCAGAACAAGGUGGGAACCAAAGUUUACAACCAGGUCGCUUACGGCAGCAACAAGAGUCGAGAGACCAGCAAGAAGAAACGGCUGAACAAGAACAGGCCGAUGGAGAUUUCAGCCAAGAAACCUGCACCGUUCCUGCGUCAGGUCGUCCCCGUCCGGAAACCGACGCUGAGAGAUCCUCGAUUUGACGACCUGUCCGGGGAAUACAAGCCUGAGAUCUUUGAGAAGACCUACAAGUUCAUUAAUGACAUCAGACACAGAGAGAAGGAGAUCGUCAAGAAGCAGCUGAAGAAGACGAAGAACAACAACAGCAGGAAGGAGAAGCUGCAGUUCCUCCUCAAAAGAAUGGAGAACCAGGAGCGAGCGAGGAAGAGCCGAGAGCAGCAGAGGGAGAGAGAGCUGCAGUUCAGGAGGGAGCAGAGAGAGCGAGCCAAUCAGGGCGCACAACCGUUCUUCCUCAAGAAAUCUGAGAAGAAGAAGCUGCAACUGGCUGAGAAGUACCAGGAGCUCAAGAAGAGUGGCAAACUGGACAGCUUCCUGAGCAAGAAGAGGAAGAGGAAUGCCGGGAAGGACCGCAGGAAGCUGCCCAAACAGCUGCAGAACAAGAAGGCUGUCUGAGGCGUCCAGUCGCCCUGAAGAGAGAAACUCUUCAUUCUUUAAUCUGUGAGAGACUGAGCCACCUGUAAGGAAGUGUGUCCAACUUACUGACAAAUCAGCAUUCAGGAGAGCUUGGGCAUCUGAACAUUACGUUCUUGUGUCUUGGGCUUCACGGUCCUGAUAGUUCGAUGAUCUGACAGGCUUCAGGAGCAAAGUGUUGGUUGGUUGGUGGAGUCGGUCGCCACAAACCCCGUGUGUCACAAAGAUGUUUUGUUUUUUUUUAAAAAAAAAACCCAGAUGACAAAAAAAUAACCAAACAUGGAUGCUGUAAAAACUGCUAAUUAGGUCUGAGCUGCCAACGAACAGCAACGAUGUGAGAUGCUGGAGAGUCCACGAGCUCGUCACUUGUUGUAAAGAAUAAUUAUAGAUGCUUUUUAUGGACAGACAGACUGUCAGCUGCCUGGAAGAAAGGAAAUCGGUGUAAAUCCUGAUGAAGCUCUUGUAUAAAACCAUUUUCCGAGCUUGUUUAAAGAACCGUGGUCAGAGCUGUGCGGAGGUUGUGUCGCAGGAAACCACCUCUGGAACUCAAACUCUGCAUUUUGAAUUGUUAAUUUCUACUAAAUACUGUUUCUUUAAUAAAAUGUUGUUUAUA